Megalopta genalis is the source of this 7952-nucleotide messenger RNA. Lineage: Eukaryota; Metazoa; Arthropoda; Insecta; Hymenoptera; Halictidae. The record is from RefSeq and is a predicted model, not a curated record.
UUUUUUUUUUUUAUAGGUGGAUGUGUUUCGGAGAUUUGAAGAUCCACUUUAUUCUUUUAAAUAGAAUUCUAUAUCUUUUACAUAAAAUAUGGAAGAAUAUCGAUUGCCGAGUAAAAAUGUAUUGACCGUUAUUAGCCCGAAAUCUAACAGCUAACGAAAAUAGCAAAGUAAAGAAAAGGUAGUAUCAAUCAUUGUCUAGGAAAGUAGUCCCUCUGUCACCUGAACAGAAUUGAAGUCGUUUGUGCCAAUUUGAAAAGUUAUUCCGUUUGAAAAACUGUCAACAUACUUCACGCGGCUAGUGUAUAUCAGUUGCGGAGUGAAAUUGUUGGUUAGGGUAUGAAGAUAUGAAGAAGCUUUUGUUUCUCCACAGAAUUCAUGUUCAUCCAUCGAUCUAUACGUGCCGACAAGCAAGAUACUGCACAUAGAAAGUGGACAAUAUAAGAUAGUGGAUGUCGAUAAAGUUGCAGGAGUGAUACCUAAAACCUCAGAAAUACGCAUUCCUUUUGGAAUAAAUCAAGUAACUCUUUGUUAGAAAAUCAAGAACAGCAGCAGGUAGAUUUGACGCAACAUAUAUUGGUAUAUCAAAACCUCAAAGUUCUCGAAAUGGAUCUUGGUAGUAUAAGAAUGAGCAAAGAAGAUAUACAGAAGCUGAGGAAUUAUGAAUUAUUUUUUAUUGUACACAAAAAUAUGUCGGAGGAACAAAUUAUUGAACAAAUUCGAAACUGUCUACAGAAUGGUGCAGAAAUGAAUGUUCUAAAUGAAGAGGGCAAAACAGUUUUAGAUGUCGCACGUAGUAAAAAUUAUGAGAAUUUAGUUAUAUUUCUUUCUGGACUAGGUGGUAAGACAGCAUUUGAUUUAAUUAAUUCGCAGCAGCAAAUACAGCAGUCGACUGAUACGGAUUCUGCUGAUGAUCAGGAAGUAGGGUUACAAUUACACUUCGCUGCGACAUGUGGAAAUGUAAAAGAAAUAGCAUCUGUAAUUAAACUCCGAUUACCAUUAGAAGAAAUUACUCUUACGGAAGCUCAACUCAAAUUGUUGAAACAAGUUAAUGAUAAUGGUGAUACGCUAUUAGCAGUAGCUGCUAAAAAUGGAAGAAAAGAUAACGUAGAUUUUUUUAUUCAAUGUGGAAUUGACAUAAAUCAUCUGAAUAAAUUAAAAGAGAGCGCUGUAGACUUAGCUUGGGAUAAUAAGCAUUAUGAUAUUGUACUUGCAUUAUUAGAAGCUGACUCGAAUUUGCCUAAUCGCUUUGAUCUAACUGUGCUAAAUGAAGGAAAUGCUCAGAAGGAACUUAAAGAGUUUGUUGUUGAAAGAUGGAAUUCUUUCCAUAAACAAAUUAAAGAAAACUGCUUAGAAGAUAUUAAAGAUAUUACGAAUGCUGUUCAAGGACGAAAUCUUUAUUUAAAUAGUGAAGGUCAAUCGGCAAUGUUUACAGCUCUUGUAAACAAAAGAUUCAAGAUUUUUGCGUUUCUUAAAUCCGCUGGAUUCAUGUUUAAAAAUGAAGAUGAAGAAGAAUGCAUAAAUAAGCUCACACAAGUAGAAAAAGAUAUGCUAAGAAUAGUAAUGAUUUCGAAAUUUCCUCAAAUUGAUGAUGAACAUAUUCUUUAUUUAACAUCAAAAUCAAGAUCAAGGUCAGAGAAACCUGACGACAAGGAACGAAUCGAAAAACUUUAUAGGUCUUUGGAUGCUAUUCCUGAAGUUUCAACAAUUCUUAAAGUGGUACAAUAUAUAGAUUAUCUUGACAUAGUUUUUGACUUUGAUAAUGAAAACAACAACGAUAUUAAUCCUACUGCUUCGAAAGGAACUACUGAUUAUAGUAACGGUAAAAUUUACAUAACAGCUAAGAUAGAAGAAAAUGAGGUAUUAGGCACUUUAGCUCAUGAGUUAACGCAUCUUGCAAUACAGCCACAUAUCCUUGCACAAUAUCAUGAUGAAGGAAGAAGAUGGUUGCUUAAUACAGAUGAAGAAAUCAAGUUGCUUUUUGAUUACUACAGCGAUCAAGCAGAAGGAGGAACAACAUAUCGAUGUAAGAAAUUCAUUGAAAACAGCUUUUUCAUUAAGUCAAGGAGUAGUAUCCAAGUUCUUAAUGAAUAUUUAGGAGAAAUAAACAAUGUAAUAAAAUAUGGGAUACAUUUGGAACAUCCUAUUAAUCUUAAUAACUUCCUAAAGUCAAACAAACAAGUUCUUCUUCUAAGAACGGACAGCACGUUGUUAAGCAUUUUAAGUGUUUAUGAAAGCUUAGAAAUUGAAAAUAGAAAUUAUUCUAUACGAGAUAGUCUUUUCUCAAACUCCAAUUUUUAUAGAGAGGUGCGAUACAAAAUCUACAACCUACUCUGUUCUGCAGCAGCUAAAAUUCUAUGCAUAAGAUAUUCCUUCGAUUCAGAUACGGAAAGUUUAUCAAAGGUUUUAGAAAUUUUAAAUACGCUUUUAACACAAAAAUCAGAUAAAAAGAUCGUUUUCAUAAUAGCAGAUUGUAAAGUGAUGGAAUUCAAUAAAAUCAGAAGAGUGUUGUACAAAAGAUGUUACAAAAAAACGAUAGCCCACAAGUUCACAUUGAAUGACCUAACUGAAGAAUCACAGCAAAAGCUCUUGCAACGAGAAGUGAUAUUGCAAGGAGAAAAGAUUAGUUUGAGCAAAUUAAUAGAUAAAUCGGAUAGAAAUACGAAACGAAUAAUUGAUGCAGAAACGUUACAAAGACUCAUUACUAAUGAAGUAAUCAAGAUAGGUAGUAUACCAUUAAGCAUGAUUGACUUAGAAGGAGCAUAUUCCGAAUCAGUUGAGGAAGUAAAUAUGGACACUUUCGUUGACAAAUUAUUAUCAGAAGAAUCAAGUGAUAUUUACAUUGUUAGUGGGAUACCUGGCUUAGUCACGGAGAAUAAGUUAAUCGAAUACCUAGUGAAUGCAGAUAUAGGUAUUAGCAAAAAAUCAAAACUUAAUGAUCUCAAAAGUCGAGUAGCGGUAUUGAACAAAGAUCCUACCAGAGCUGUUAACAAUAGAAUACAAUUAGCCGAUGAUCAAUUUAAGAAAGGAGACUUUAGGCAAAUAUGUCAAUACAAUCGGGAAAGAAAAAUUUAUUGGAUUAAACUAAAACAUGAGGGCAACGUAUCUAAAUUCAUGCUACAACAAAUCUAUAAUCCUGAUUUUUACUUAAAAAGUGACAGAUUUAAUAAUGAAGUUGUUAUUGAGAGGAAUAUAAAAGAAAUGUUGGUCAAUUCUACAUUUUCCGAGAUAGUUUUUAUCAGUUGCAAAAGCAAGCAGGAGUUCAGAAAAUGGCUUAAAUUUAGUGAUAUUGGAGAACAAAUGGAUUUUCAAGCUAAUUGCAAUAAUCAUAAGAUUAAGUUCCUAAAUUACCAAGAUGAUAUGUCAGCGACUUUCCUAAAACUAGUUACGCGAUAUGACGAUCGAACGUUUCACUUGCUCAAGUUUGAACGAGAUCAGCUUAUUUGGUAUAAAACUCAUGGUUCAUUGGUGAAUUUAAGUAAUUAUAGAGCUACAGAUUAUAGGAAUGCUAAACCUUUAAUAGGAGAAGAUGACUUAAUUAAAGAAAUUAAAGAUGAUAAAGUGGUGAUCAUCGCUGGUGAUCCAGGAAUAGGCAAAACUUCUGCUUUGGUUAAGUUAUAUGAGUCACAGUAUGCGUCCGAGUAUGGUAUAAAAGAGUCGAUAAUUAACUCGCAUUGGUUGAUUACAGUGAAUCUAAAAGAUCACCUAGAUGCACUAAGAGACAUUGAUUUUACUGUUCCAACGGAAAUAGUAAAAGAAAUAACAAUUUUUUUGUCACAAGUUGAUAAAGGUAUAAGCGAUGAUUUUACAUUAAAAUUGCUAUAUACUGCGCUAGUAAAGUCGAAUUUUAGGAAGCCUUUAUUAAUAGUACUCGAUGGAUAUGACGAAGUUUUAGAGAAAGAGGAUAAAGAUGUACUUACCUUAUUAGUGGAAUAUAUAAAAGAUCAAACUAAUGCUAAAUUAUGGAUUACUACUCGUUUCCUUUAUCAGCAGACUUUAGAGAAUGCGGUAUCAACAUUUGCUACAAAGCUUGAACCGUUCGACGAUGUAACAACAUUCAAACUCAUUGAAAAGUACUUAAAGAAUCAUCUAAGCCUCAUUUUAAGUCACGAGGAGUUUCAAAGCAUCUUCGGCAACAGCGUUGAAAUAAUAGAAAAUACGAGGUUGCAAGAUUACACCGAAGCAUUGUUGAGUAAAAUGGACGAAUUAUUUGUAACUAAGCAAAUUGGAAGACCGUUACAGCUCUAUUUAGUGUUGGAAGGUUCCGCAAGAUAUUUGAAAAAGUUGCCAUAUUAUGUUAACGAUGAAAGCCCGGACUUUAGUUAUCUGGGCAAUGACAUGCGGGAAGUAUUUGAGAAUUUUGUUGAUAGGAAAUAUAGUUUUCAUUUUGAAAAAGUUCAAGUUCACGAGCGAAUGACACAGGUGUUGGAUAAAGAAAUUUUCGGUUACUAUCAUAAAAUACUAUCACAAUCUCUAAUUGCUUCAUUAGGAGCAAAUAAAGAUAUCGAAGAAUUCAAACACAUACUGCUAUCGGCUGGGAUUAUUAAAUCUGACGGCAGCAAUAUUCAGUUUAUACAUUCAACGGUUGGUGACUUCUUCGCUGCUGAAGUGUUCUUCACUUGGAUAUUAAAAUGGAAAGCAGAGGAUCUCAAUAAACCAAUAAACUUAAACACUCAGGAAUAUAUGUUAAAUGAGAUUUUAUCGAAGGCAGAUUAUCAAGUGAUUCGGACAUUUUUAAACAGUAAACUCCUGAAGGAGAACGUGACAAAUAUACAGCUGCAAGAAAAAUAUUAUGAUAAAGAAAUUUUACUUCUAGCAGCUAAGGAAGGUAAUAUAGGAAUCACAAGUUUUGUGUUGGACAAUUCAUAUCAUUUGAAUAACAUUUAUGCUGCUACAUGCGAUCAAGGCAGGACACUUCUGCACGUGGCAGCUGAUUCUAAUCAGUUUGACAUGGUGAAAUUUCUGGUGAAUAGAGGACUGACCGAUUUUAAUGCUAAAGACAACAACGGUAGCACAGCUUUGCAUAUGGCUGCUAGACAUGGUUACGUGGACAUAGUUAAAUAUCUGGCGAAUGAAAAUCUGGUCGAUAUUAAUGCUCAGGACAAGAAUGGCACAACAGUGUUGCACUUGGCUGCUUGGUUUGGUCACUCGGAGAUAAUGAGAUUUCUGAUAAACGAGAAACAGGCCGAUUAUAAUAUUAAAGACUGCGAUGGCAGAGCAAUGUUGCAAAUGGUUGCUAUUUACGGCGACAUAGACAUGAUGAAAUUUUUGAUAGACGAACACCAGGCUGAUUUUACUGCCAAAGAUUAUGACGGCGAUACAGUUUUGCACAUGGCUGCCAGUUGUGGUCAUCUCGACCUGGUUAAGUAUCUGGUGAAUGAAAAGAAGAUUGAUGUGAAUGCUGUGGAAGAGGAGGGCACGACAAUUUUGCACAUGGCCGCCUGUUUCGGUCACAUGAACGUAGUUGAAUUCCUGAUAAAUGAAAAGAACGCUGAUGUGAAUGCUAUAGACGAGGAUGGUGAUACAGUGUUGCACUUGACUGUCAGCUGCGGUCACUUCGACGUUAUUAAAUAUCUGAUAAAUGAGAAAAAUGCCGAUUUUAAUGCUCCAAACGCUGAUGGCACAACGAUUUUACACUCGGCAGCUUGCUUCGGUUACUUGGACAUGAUUAAGUUUCUGAUAAACGAGAAAAGCGUCGAUAUAAACGCCACCAACAAUGCUGGCAAAACAGUUUUCCUUUUCGCUGCCAGCUAUGGACACUUGGCGAUAGUUAAAUACCUGAUAAAUGUGAAACAGGUCGAUAUCAAUGUUAAAGACGAUAAGGGUAACACAGCGUUGCACUUGGCUACCAGCUGUGAUCACUUGGAUGUGGUUAAAUUUCUGAUCGAUGAAAAGAAUGCUGAUUUUAAUGCUAGGAACAAUGAUGACAGAACGGUUCUGCACACAGCUACCGCCUUUGGACACUUGGAGAUUGUUAAAUAUCUGAUAAACGAGAAACAGGCCGAUUAUAAUGCUACCUCUAUGCGUGACAAUACAGUUUUGCAUUUGGCUGCUUACUACGGUCACUUGGACAUAGUGAAAUAUCUGGUGAAUGAAAAACAGACCAACGUUAACGUCAAGAACAACAGAGGCACAACAGUUUUGCACGUUGCUGCUUGCUUCGGUUACUUGGAGAUAGUUAAAUGGCUGGUGAAGGAGAAGGGGGCCCGCUAUGAUGCUCAAGACAAUCAUGGCACAACAAUUUUGCACUAUGCUGCUCGGACUGGCCAGUUGGACGUGGUCGAAUUUCUGGUGAAUGAGAUGCAUGCUGAUGUUAAUACUGCGGACUACAAAGGUUACACAGUCGCGUACUGGGCUGUCAGCUGUGGUCACUUGGACAUUGUUAAAUUUCUGUUGAACAAUGAGAAGGUCGAUCAAAAAUGUAAAGACGAGAUUUUCAAGGCAGUUUUGUUCUUCGCCGCUACCUAUGAUCACCUGGAGAUAGUUAAACUUCUGUUGAACGAGGAAAGGAUCCCAUUUGAGGUGAACAGCGACACCGGCAAAACAGCUUUGCAUUUGGCUGCCCGGCAUCGUAAAUUGAACAUAGUUAAAUUUCUGAUCAAUGAGAAAGGAGCCGAUUACAAUGCUAAGAACGAGGAUGGUCUAACAGUUUUGCAUACGGCUGCGUGCUUCAAUUGCUGGGAAGUAAUUGAAUAUCUGGUGAAUGAAAAGGGAGCUGAUUUCAAUGUUGUCAACCGUAACGGGGAAACAGUUUUGCAGUUGGCUGCUCAUUAUGGCAGCUUGGAGAUAAUUAAGUUUCUAGUCGAUGAAAAGAAGAUUGAUGUUAACGCUAAAGACAACAAUGGUAGAACACUUUUGUACUUGGCUGCUAGGUCUGGUCAGUUGGACCUGGUGAAAUUUCUGGUAAAUGAGAGGAAUGCCGAUAUCAAUACUAAAGACGUGGAGGGAGAUACAAUUUUGCAUCUGGCUGUCACCUGUGGUCAAUUGGACGUCGUUAAGUUUCUGGUGAAUGACAAAAAGGUUGAUUUUAAUGUUAAAGACCGUGAUGGCUCUACCGUUUUGCACACGGCCGUUUCGUUUGGUUACUUGGAGAUAGUUAAAUUUCUGGUGAACGAGAAAAGGGCCGAUUUUAAUGCUAAAGACGACGAUGGAACCACAGUUCUGCACUUGGCUGCUAGCUGUGGUAACUUGAGCAUGGUUAAAUUUUUAGUAAAUGAAAAGAACGCCGAUAUUGAUGUUUCCGACAAGAAUGGCACGUCGGUUUUGCACACGGCCGCUUGCUUUGGUUACAUGGAGAUCGUUAAAUUUUUGAUAAACGAGAAGAAUGCCGAUUUCAAUGUUGUCAACAGCAAUGGCAGGACGAUUUUGCACUUGGCCGCUUGGUCUGGUCAUUUGGAGAUCAUCAAAUAUCUGGUGAACGAGAAAGGGGCGGAUUUUAAUGUUAAAGACAUCGACGGCAAGACAAUUUUGCACGUGGCUGCUAGUUGUGGCCACUUGAAUAUUGUUAAGUUUCUGGUGAAUGAGAAAAAGGCCGAUCUGAGUUGUACAGACAAUAUUGGCAGAACGGUGUUGCACGUGGCUAUUCUACGUGUGUUUGAAUUCCUGAAGGGUAGCAAAAGUGGUGCCGUGAGGUCGACGCGUAGGCGUUUUUAACCAGUUCAGCAAGUAUUUGUAAGCUGGGCGAUGGCAACAGUUCUAUUACACGCUCUGGUUGAGGAGUGAGCCGCAUGAUGUUGUGAGAAGGCGAACUGCAUCAGGCGAAUAACAUGUUGUAGAUGUGGGAGUUAAGAUGCCUGCGUUAAGAAAAAAUGCCUGCGAGAUGUCUGCGUUAAAUAAGAAAAUCAAUGCUUAAAUAUGUUGUGUUUCAAGUAAUACAUGAUACAUAUAGUGUAUCCUUUCAGAAUUACCAUCAAUUCUAAGAUAUAUUUUUAGAAAUAGGCCAAAGAACUGUUUUG